Aspergillus neoniger CBS 115656 is the source of this 2742-nucleotide messenger RNA. Its product is annotated as putative homeobox and C2H2 transcription factor. The record is from RefSeq and is a predicted model, not a curated record. Gene Ontology annotation, molecular function: DNA binding. The transcript has a single exon. Gene Ontology annotation, biological process: regulation of DNA-templated transcription. Lineage: Eukaryota; Fungi; Ascomycota; Eurotiomycetes; Eurotiales; Aspergillaceae. The coding region runs from base 99 to 2681 and encodes 860 amino acids.
GACCUAGGACGAGACUACUUUCGUGUGUCAUACUGUAACCAUAAAUUGGAACCCCCCUUUAUCAUAGAUUCAAGCCCCAUCAAGUACUCCAGACAAGAAUGGAGUACUUCGACUUCGAUGAAGCCUCAUAUGGUUCCAACGUGCGUGAAGAUGAUGUUGCCUCGGACAAUCUCGAGUUCGACGAGAACGAGGCCGCUGAAAACUACAACGCCAUCUUCCAGGAACAGAGCCUAGAGUUUCCCAACGACAACGACCUACCGGAGCAAGAUGCCGGUGAACUAGACAACGGCGUCUAUCCCAUGAGUCGUGCCGAGGAGCCAUGCGACUUUUGCAGGCACAUGAAUCUCGAUUGCUUUGUCGCAAAGAGUGGAGUGAUGCGUCCGAAUGGUUGUACUUGCUGCAUUUCGCUUUAUCGCGAAUGCAGCUUCACCCACGCUCGAGCACCCGGCAAGUUCUUGGAUACCUUACAUCCAAUCUCCGAAAAUACCUACAUCCAUACCGGUGGUUUGACCGGAAAGAAGGCGCUCAAAUCGUUGUCCUUCAUUGCUGAAGAUGAUGGCCGAGCGAGGAAGAGCAAGUCAAGACUGGCGCGGGAAGCGGUCCGCAUCCUCAAAGCAUGGCUCCAGGAACAUUGGGAGCACCCCUAUCCAACAGAGCAGGAAAAGGACGAGUUACAGCAACGCACAGGUCUGAAGAGGAUGCAAAUCUCCAACUGGCUUGCUAAUGCUCGGAGACGUGGUAAAGUUCCUCCUGGGCCGCGCAACUCGUCCGCGACGGGCGCAAUCAACAUUCCCGGACAAAAAGGCGUGGACGUCACUUACAUGACACCCAUCGAGCGUUGGAAGCACUCGCCCCCUGAAAACGAACCCGCUGCCACCUCUGAUAUUCUGCGAGCCCUGGUGACGACCGACCUGAAACAUGACCGACAGCGCGCAUCCAGACCAGGUCACGUGCGUUCCCUUUCCCGGAAGACUGGGUCUAGCAAUGACUCAAGCCAUGCCAACUCCAAUUUGUUCCAUGCCCCCUCGGUCAGUAGUCAGGAAACAAGUCAAUCGGCCACUCGUUCUUCUAUAUCAGAUCUCUCUUUUGCCUCUGCCUUCUCCCACCGAUCCUCUCUCGGUUCCUUCGGCUCUAUGGAGCGGAAGGAACGCCGUCGCCGGCGCAAGCCCUCACUUCCCGUCAACACCUUCAAUCAACAAAAGGCACGCAAUGCCCGCAUAUACCAAUGUACUUUCUGCACCGACUGCUUCCAAACCAAGUAUGACUGGCAACGUCAUGAGAAGUCACUACACUUGGCUCUCGAAAAGUGGACCUGUUCGCCUUUGGGGGGAGUGGCCUUCAUAGAUGACGCCAACCGUUGUGUAUUUUGCAUGGCUGUUGAUCCCAACGACGAUCAUCUAGAAUCACACAAUUACAGUAUCUGUCAAGAGAAGACACCCGCAGAGCGAUCCUUUUACCGGAAGGAUCACCUCAACCAGCACUUGAGACUGAUGCACAACGUCAAGUUUAACUCAUCCAUGAACGCCUGGAGGAGCACUCUCACAGAAUUCAAAUCUCGGUGUGGAUUCUGCGGGCUGAGUCUAACAACUUGGAAAGACCGAGUUGACCACUUGGCUUCCCAUUUCAAGAAUGGCAGUACCAUGGCGCAGUGGCAGGGCGAUUGGGGGUUUGAACCCUUUAUUCAGGGUCUGGUCGAAAAUGCAAUGCCACCGUAUCUCAUUGGCGGCGAGCAGAAGACUCUGAAUCCUUCCAGGCCACCCAAUGCUGCACAAUCAACCAAUCUGCUUCAACCAGAAGAUGCGAAUUGUUAUAGGCGCCUGCAGCGUGAACUCACCGCAUAUAUCCACAACCAGAGGGCCGCCGGUACCAUCCCAACAGAUCGAAUGAUACAGGACGAAGGCCGGCGAAUCAUAUAUGGAAGCGACGACCCAUGGAACCAAACGUGCGCCGAUAACUCAACUUGGCUCAGCCUGCUGAAGCGAGACACAGGACUCGAAGUUCUCCCUGGGUCAGAGCACAUUCAACUAUCCGAUUUGGGUAUGCGACCGCCAUUUGCUGCUGCUGACGGCCUAAGACAGGCCCCAGCCGAAACCAGCAUGUUAUCCAGUCCUCUCUACCCCAGACAGGGCACAUUUAGUCCUGUGACCCCCAACUCUGGACUCCAGAGCCCCGCCUUUAUGGGGCACGGUCGGUCUUCCUUUGCUGCGAGUGCUCCUGGGAGCUCGACUGGCAGCUAUGCCGAAAGUUCUGGCUUUCUCCCGUCUCGGCCCUAUUCCAGGCUGUCGGCUGACGUGGGGAGUACCCUGUCUGCUGGCAUUGCGUCCCUCAACACGCCUUUGAGCGGAUCUGUUGACCAAUUCGUGCAAAUGGGGUUCGAUCCCGAGUUCUUACAACAACUGAAUGAGCGGUAUGAUGAGUUACCGUUGGACGAUCUGCAGGGGCUAUGCUUUGAAGAGAGUAGUAGGCGUGAGAGUGAAGUUGGAGCUAGGAACGUUGGACAACAUCAGGUAGAGCCAACUGGAAAAGCACUGCCUUUCUCUACACCUGUCUCCGCUCCCAUAACCAUCCCCGGUAUGCGGAGCUCCGAUGUGUUUGUGUCCGAUACUGGUCCCAACGAGGAGCUUGCGCCCACGACGGAUCUGGGAUAUUCAGGUAUGCAUGAGGGCCGUGAGCAGAUAUAAUGGUGAUUGAUGACGGAAUCGGUGUUGUAGAUAUGCGGCAAGUGUAGAUAGUCCAUGACUG